UCUCAUCUUCAGCUUCUUCUUCAGGGAGUGAAAACAGAAUCCAUAAAAAAGAUAAAAGAGUUGAAAAGAUCGAAAUGGUACCCUCCUGAAUUUCUCACUUUCACUCGCACAUUCUCUGCCCCUCCUGCUCUUCCUUGCUUCCUUUCAUCAUCAGGAAAAGGGGUGGGUGAGAAUUAUUAUUAUUACUAUAUCAUCUGUUGAUGGGAUGGGUGCUCCUAAGCAGAAGUGGACUAGCGAAGAAGAGGCAGCCCUUAAAGCUGGAGUGCUUAAGCAUGGCACUGGCAAAUGGCGUACAAUCCUUAUGGACCCUGAAUUUAGUGCCGUCUUGCGUUUGCGUUCCAAUGUUGAUCUCAAGGAUAAAUGGAGAAAUAUAAAUGUGACUGCAAUAUGGGGUUCAAGGAAAAAGGCGAAGAUCACACUUAAAAGGAGACCACUGACUCCUAAGCGCGAGGAGAAUGCAAAGGCUCUCAGCACUGUUGUUCAGACCAAUGAAGAAGUUGUUGAUGCUAAGCCUCUCGCAUUUGCUAGUGGGACACCAGGGAAUGGUGGUCCAAAAGACCUGCUUGCAAGGUUGGAUAAUCUAAUAUUAGAGGCUAUUACCACUUUGAAGGAGCCAACGGGUUCUGACAGGGCUUCAAUUGCUUUGUACAUACAGGAGAAAUACUGGGCACCCAUGAACCUCAGAAAGCUAUUGGGAGGAAAACUGAAGCAUUUGACUGCCAAUGGAAAUUUGAUUAUGGUUCAGCACAAGUACAGGAUUGCACCUAGUUCAACAUUUUCUGAAGGAAGAAAAAACCAUGCCCUCCCAGAAGGAAAACAGAAGGAUGCGUUAAAAUUGGAGAAGAGUAAGAACAAAAUCCUUACUAAAGCCCACAUUGAUCGAGACCUAUCAAAGAUUCAGGGCAUGACUGCCUUGGAGGCUGCUGCAGCUGCUGCAAAGGCAGUCGCAGAGGCAGAAUCUGCAAUUGCAGAUGCUGAAGCAGCUGCAAGGGAGGCUGAGAAAGCAGAGGCAGAGGCAGAGGCAGCACAAGUUUUUGCUAAAGCAGCGAUUAAGGCAUUUAAGCUCCGGGCAUGUCAUACCUGCUUCAUGGUCCGUAAAACCCUUUCUCUGCCACCAGGAUUCAACAGUAUGGCAAGCAAAGGAGUGCAAGGAGCUAGGGAUUGCCAUUUAGCAAAACAAAAGAAAAGAGCAAGCCAAGGCCAGCUUUCUUAGUGAAGAAAGCUGCUCAAGCAUCGUCUAUUCUUGAUGUAAUUUUGUAUCAUGUGGACCAAAAUUGGCAGUUGCUCCUGCCCAGGAUGAAAGGGGAAGAAUACGCUAUCCUUUUUUCCUGCUUUCCUUCCAAACAUCUAGUAUGGCAUGAGCUGAGGGCAAUUCAGAUCUAUACAGAUCAUUAGCUUCCGUUGUUCCUAUUUCAAGCUCUACCUCUUCAGCAUCUUUCUCAGACUCUUCUAAUAAAAUAUUUGAGAGCUUCUUGUCUAAACAAUCAGUAGAAGCACCAGAUGCCACAUCAUCAGCAAAAACAUCCCUCUUCACUAAUAGGUUUGUGGCUACAUCCAGGCCAUUAACAGAGUUUCCAGUGCUAGAGGCUGCUUCCGGAUCAUCACCCUCUCUGUUGGUACUACUGUUAUUAACAAGGGACAUAUCUGGAGUGAUGCUAGUUUUAUUAACAAAAGUAUCCUCAUCCAGCUCGAGAUUUCCAUCUACCAUACUUGCAGAAGUGGUUAGCAUAUAUGCGCUCCUAUUGCCUGCAAUUUCCCCACUGUUAGUAUUGAUAUGAGUAUCAUCAGUGUCUUCAAUGCAAGAAUUGGUGCGGGGUAAAUCUCCUGAUGAGCCAGGCCUGCAUAGAGACCGCAAUGAUCUUGACAAGUUAGAGACUGUGACCUCUGAUGCCAUACGACAAUGACCAACUGCAUCCAACAGCUUCUCUAAACUAUCCUGACUGAUUUUUUCUCCAUUUUUCUCGAAAAGAUCUGUCCACUGCCUUUCACUAAUUUGAAAUGAGGCAUGAGCCAUGGUGUUAAUAAGAGUGACAGCCCUCUCAUAAUUCUCUUGAGCUGUGGCUUGAAAUACCAUUUCAGUGAAGAGCAGUGGAUGAGGGAUUUCUCCAGCUUCCAAAAUUUCAUCAAAUGCAUGCUCCAGAAGAUGAUUCUGUGUUAAGAGAACAUUAAGUCAAGAGAUUUAAUAAUCUACUCAUUGAGUUCAUCUGUAAGUUAAAAUGAACUGGCAUGGCCAAAAACUUCAAAAAUUUAAUUACAGAAAACAACUAGAAAGGACAAGUCCACCUUUCCAGAUCUAGAUGCUUCCACAA
This is a messenger RNA of Populus trichocarpa (black cottonwood), 2309 nucleotides long. Its product is annotated as telomere repeat-binding factor 2. The record is from RefSeq and is a predicted model, not a curated record. Gene Ontology annotation, molecular function: double-stranded telomeric DNA binding. Gene Ontology annotation, cellular component: nucleosome. The coding region runs from base 206 to 1213 and encodes 335 amino acids. Lineage: Eukaryota; Viridiplantae; Streptophyta; Magnoliopsida; Malpighiales; Salicaceae. The transcript has 7 exons. Gene Ontology annotation, biological process: nucleosome assembly.